AUGCAAAAUAACAAUAACUCACUAGAGCCGUGUAUGUCCUUUACCAUAUCACUAUUGCUGAUAUGUGUGUCAAUUGUGUCGGUGAACGGGUAUCCGUCCAACACGUUUCGCGAUCUUGAUAUUUGCAACCACUGGAAUGGGCGGCGACAUUUUCUGGAAUUGGGUGAACGUGGAGAUUUGCAUGCGCGCAAUGUCACCACAUCAGCUUUCCGAAGCACACUCUUCUCGCCUACGAAUCCCAGCCAAAUGAAGAAUCGCAGCAGCACGGAUAUAUGGUAUCAGUGCAACUUGGAGCUUGUGACUUGCGCCGAGUGUGUUAUACGUAUCACAUUCACUCAUGUUAAUUUCUCGAAAACAUGCGAACGCAUUGCUAAUGCCGGAAUUGGAAAGUCAUCAUUAUGUCCUUGCGAGCACAUUCAAUUCUCAGAACCACCAUAUGAUUCAACGAUUUCGGGACAGGAAUUUUGCGGAGAUGGCAAGGUCUUUCGCAGUAAAACGCGUACACUUUUACUAAAAUUUUUCUAUCGCGCCACGAAUAGUCAUGUCUUUUCGCUGCAAUAUUUUUCGGAAAGAAAUGUUAAGAUCGUCAGCGGUUCUCCGAGACAAGCCAUAAUUAGUAACUAUUCCAAAGCUGAACCUCACAUCAUAUCAACACCGUACUUUCCAAUGCCAUAUCCGCGUGACUAUGGCAUUGAGCAUAUACUAACGUGUGAAUCUGAGAAUUGUCAAGUUCGUCUGGAUUUUACUGAUUUUCAAUUAGGACUCACUUCGACGCUGGAAAUAUUUGAUUCCAACGGUCAAAUGUUAGACUCCUAUACUGGUGAACACUUCCGGCCGCCAAUCACGAUUAGCAACGGUAAAUCACUUUUACUGCAAUUUCGUGGCAAUGGCAAUACUGGCGUAGGAUUUCGCGGCGAAAUAACUUUCGUCUCAUCCAAGCAAUUGAAAGAAGAUCGUUUAGUCCCAUAUACCGAUUGUGGCGGCAUGGUUUCUGGACCAGGUGGCGCAAUCACUAUGAUGAACAUGAUUGAAAAUAGUACCGAUGUGAGAUUCUACGACUGCAUAUGGAUUAUUAAGCCCGGCAACAAUUACAUGAUGAUGAAGACGCACAUAUCAUUGCGCGUCGAGGAGUUCCAUGGCAUGGCCUCACGGUCCGAUCUGACAAUACGUCAGGGCACUACAUCCGAUGCUGCCGAAAUCGAGAGUGUUGUUUGGCCCAAUAACGGUAUGAGUAAGGAAAGUCAUAUUGUGCCGGUGUUAACGGGAUAUUAUAUACGAUUGCGUGGCGUCUUCGGUAUGUCGUCUAAAUUGGCGAUUUCCUAUAGUGUAUUCAAUUAUUUAAAUUGUUAUAUUGGCUCGGAAUUUUUGUGCGGCAAUAAUCAUUGCAUCUCCAUAAGACUACAUUGUGACGGUUUCGAUCAUUGCGGCGACGGCUCAGACGAACCGGAGUCAUGCGAAGAGGAUUGGGCGCAUUUGCAGAAUGAUCGUCGCUGGUAUUCGCAUAAGCCGAAUUAUUACUUUCCCAAAAUCGAACAAUAUCCUGACCUAAAAACGGCUACUGGAAUAUUUAUAAUAAGUACACUUGGCAUAUUUGCCGUGCUAACGGCAUGGAUGGUGAUAUUGUAUCGGAUGGGGGUUAGAGCACGCCAUCAGCGCGAACUGCAGAAUCAUCUGCAAACUAUAAGCGAAUUAUUGGAUCGUCAAGAGGAGAUGUCACCGGACGAGCCCCCAAGUUAUGAAGCACCACCUGACUAUGACGAGGUUAUCAAAGUGGGCAUGGAACAGGAAAUACGUGAUGCACGCCAACGUCAACGUCGCCGCCACCAACAUCAUCCUGGCUGCGGACAAUCCACUUGUAUUGUUCCACAUACCCACUCUUGCGAUCGUCCAACUACAUCGGCGGCAGCUGCGGCUCUCACACUCGGUGGUACAGUACCUGUAGAUGGUGCAGGCUCAAUAGCACCAGAUGCAGAAAUACGUAAUGAAUUGGCCAAUCGUGUACUAAUGGCGACCGCAAUUUGUGGCCCUGCAGGCGCGUCAGAGCCGAGCUCAACAACGCAGGGAUGCUGUUGCUGUCAAUCCAUGGGGGUUCCGACGUGCCCGUCAUCGCUUCCCGUUGGGUGCGAAUUAUCCCCUACCGUUGGUGAACAACCGGAGGUCGCAACCAGCUCUGCCGGAACGCCGAGUCAACUUGAGGAACGAAGUGACGAAUUUAGAGAUGACUCACUCAAUAUAUCGCUCUCUCUAGGCAUACCACACACAACAAUGGUUCUCAGUGAAAAUAAUUCAAAUAUUUCAUCCCGCCCCAAGAGUACAACUAACUACAGCGAACAAACUUAUUUGAAACGUUCGUGGGUCGUCGUAAAUAACGGUACACAUAAUUACAAAAUUCAACGCUUGCGUCAUACUUUCUCGGUGCCAGAAUCAUUUCCAUUUGACGCUUAUUACCCUGAUGUUAUAAAUUAUGGCACCAAUCUACCACAUGAACGCCACCUUUUUCUCAGCAAUGCUAGCAACUUUGGUUCCGAGCUGUCAAGAGAUCCAUCUGCACAUUGCAUCAACACUCGACGUCUUCAACAACAGCAAUUUGUUCCAACAUCAACACCACAACAACGCAAUGCUAUACUCCAACUUUACAAUGAGAGCCCAGUUAAUACCAACACAACGGACACUGCGGCUCAAAUAACAACACACAACCAAACUCACCAAAACCAAGCAACUGAUCCUGACAAUUUAUGUGAGCAUUUGCUACACAAUGAAAUGGAUAGUGAUUGUGAGCGUGAAGUUUCGUGUUUUGGUGCGGUUAGCAAAAGUAAAUGUGCGAGACGGGGCCACGUCAGACGUCAUGUGCGUAGCAAAUCCUUCACAAAUUCAACUAGCAGCCAACAACGUCACCACCAACGAAAUACUGGAGGGGGUGUAAUGAGACGAAGCUCAUCAGCAGAUUUGCUACUACGUUUUAGUCCAGUUACUUCACCUAAGCAGGAGGAAUCGUUUAAUGGCUUGGGUGGUACAAAACAACAAUAUCCAAAGCAUGAAGAACUAAUUUAUUUAAUUUAAUGAAAGUUGGGAAGAGCUUCUAACGGUCGGCUGUGAUUGUGGAAUUGGUAUAAAUUAAUUUAAAGAAGACAAGCUUGGUGGCUAUGAUUUGAAUGUGAUUAGUUACUAAUUUUCUAAUGUAAUCUAUUAUUUAUGUUAUUACUCAAAUCGACAUUGUAAAAAUAUAUUCCUAAAUAUGUGUGUAUUAUUCCUUAUUGCCCUAUUUAUUUAUCACUUUUAUGAGUAUGUAAAUCAAAUGGUAUAUAAUGUGUAUUACGAAGACAUGGAAAUUUAACGCGCCGUGGAUUUAAAUAAAAAAUAAAAUAAUUUGAUAAAGACAUUUGUA
Messenger RNA from Ceratitis capitata (Mediterranean fruit fly), 3385 nucleotides. RefSeq lists its product as uncharacterized. The record is from RefSeq and is a predicted model, not a curated record. The coding region runs from base 1 to 3060 and encodes 1019 amino acids. Gene Ontology annotation, molecular function: protein binding. The transcript is spliced from 10 exons. Lineage: Eukaryota; Metazoa; Arthropoda; Insecta; Diptera; Tephritidae.